Molecule: messenger RNA, 1329 nt
Organism: Spathaspora passalidarum NRRL Y-27907
Lineage: Eukaryota; Fungi; Ascomycota; Pichiomycetes; Serinales; Debaryomycetaceae
Exons: 1
Coding region: 156-929 (257 amino acids)
Biological process (GO): RNA polymerase II preinitiation complex assembly; transcription initiation at RNA polymerase II promoter
Cellular component (GO): nucleus; transcription factor TFIID complex
Molecular function (GO): transcription coactivator activity; protein heterodimerization activity
Source: RefSeq, a predicted model, not a curated record
GGUGCUGUACUUUGCAUUAAUAGUAUACUUGACGCAGAAGCCAUUAUGGUUCAAUACACGUGACUUUUCUUGAGGAAAAAAGUAUUUAAGGAAAACGCUUCACUUCUUGUCAUAACCAGCAGUUUCAACCGUACCCUAUUACAAUUAAUAUAAAUAUGGCAGAUAGUCCCAAUCCUAGUUCCGUAGAGUACGAGAUCGAGGGUGAAUAUGACUCUGAUGUGAGUUUGGAUGAAGAAGAUGAGGAAUUGAUCUGGAGAGUUUUUUUUAGUGAGUGGGAUAAACAACAAGAUAAUUCAGAAUAUGAUGAAGAUUAUGAAAACGAAUAUGAGGUUGAAUACUCGGACUCUGAAGAAAGUCUCCUGGAAGAUAUAAGUGAUGUUUCUGAUAUUGAUGAUGACGAAUUAGUAUCCAAAUAUAAGGACUUAAUAAAGACAAAAGUUGACAGAGGAAUGUCUGAAGAGGACAAGAAACGUUUAUUAAUAGCAAACUUCACAGAUGACCAGAUGGAAAGAUUUGAAGCAUACAGACGAAUGACUGUAAAUAAACCUGGGGUCAAAAAGAUUUGCAAUGGUGUCCUAGGUCAUUCAAUUGCAGCUAACAUAGCCGUUGUUAUUGCAGGUAUAUCAAAACUGUUUCUUGGUGAAAUAAUUACCAAGGCAAUUGAAGUACAGGAUAGGGAUAAUAAGGGUAGAUUAAUCUUAGACAUUGACGCUAAAAAGAACCAAAAACGUGAGAUUGAACGAAGCUUGGAAAGAGGGCAGGAAAUUGAAGUUGAUGAUAGGAGAUUGCAAUUCGAAGGAGAUAGAGCCCAGCCGCUUCAACCUAACCAUAUAAGAGAGGCUUGGAGACUUUACAAGAUCGAAAAUAGUAGCUCGAUUACUAACCAGACAAGACGCCAAGGAGAUUCUGAUGGUACAUUUUUCAGAUAGUUCCUGGUGCUUUCAUCUAUAAAGUGGCUAUUCAACUUCUGCAGAUCGAAGUCAAUUCCUGAGCAAUUUCACUUGAUUCACGUCAAGACCAGGCAGCUAACUCCUAGUUAGUUACUUGGUUGUUGCUUAUAUUGCUAUAUUUGCCAGUUCAAGCAAAAUCUUUCCAAACAUGAUUAAAUUGCAUUAGACAUUAAAAUUACUACACAGGUUCUUAAUAAAUUACUUUAGCACUUGUCAUGACUUUGAUUCGUUCUUUUCAGAAAGUUCUAUUUUUGGUUCAUCCAUCACUUGCUCGAAUUGAGUAAUUAAAAAUAUCCCAGAGAGGUAGCCAAAAUCCAAAAUUGCUUUUAACAGCGUGCAAAUAUUAUAUAGACACUAAUAUAAAUUUCGCACAUUACUU